Ramularia collo-cygni is the source of this 459-nucleotide messenger RNA. RefSeq lists its product as uncharacterized. The record is from RefSeq and is a predicted model, not a curated record. Bases 1 to 459 code for a protein of 152 amino acids. Gene Ontology annotation, cellular component: Ragulator complex; late endosome membrane; membrane raft. Gene Ontology annotation, biological process: cellular response to amino acid stimulus; cholesterol homeostasis; regulation of receptor recycling. NCBI's taxonomy places the organism in Eukaryota, Fungi, Ascomycota, Dothideomycetes, Mycosphaerellales, Mycosphaerellaceae. The transcript has 3 exons.
AUGGGCGGAGUAUGCUCGUGUCUGGGCAAGCGGCAGCAUGCCUCGCAAGAUGGCGACCUCGACAGUAUCCUCGGCUCCGAUCAGAUCUCCUACGGCGCCACCGACAGCUUCGAUUAUGCGCAUGCACAGCCAGAUGAGCAGGAAUUGCAACGGGAGCGGGAUGCUCUGGAACACAUCACUGUCAACGCGACGGAUCAUAUGAUAGAUGUCCUGCAUCCCAACGAGUCCAACUUUAAUCACACCCAUACAACCGCACCGGGAACAGUCCACAGCAAUGGUGGCCAGGGUCAACACAUGGGAGAAGCGGAAUCAGAUACCCAAGAUGCGGAUGAGGACGCCUGGCUAGCUAGCAUUGCUGGCCUGGGUACAGCAGUGCGACCCCCGCAGAAACACACUCUUGUGCUGGAUGUGGCACAACUCAGGCAAGGCGCGCCGCAACAAAAGCAGCCCAACUUCUGA